AUGGCGAAUAUUGUUGGAGGUGUCCAAGGUACUGUCAAGGCAUGGGUUGAGGCGAGAGGUAUGGGCUUCAUUACACCGGCCGAUGGCAGUGCGGAUGUCUUUGUGCAUCGUAGUGCAUUGGUGGACGGCAACGCUCUGGUGGUUGGAUCCAGUGUGAUUUUUGAGUCUGGUUGGGACGAUGCCAAGAGCAAACCGAUUGCCACCAAGUGUGGUGGAGCAGUGGGCGCAACCAAUGGCAGUGUACCUGGGUCUCCCACGCCAUUGCCCAAUGGACAACCGGGCACUGUUAAGGCUUGGAUAGAGAAUCGUGGUAUGGGCUUCAUUACUCCGGCAGAUGGCAGCCAGGAUGUCUUUGUCCAUCGGAGUAAUUUGGUUGAUGGAAAUAGUCUCGUCACCGGGGCACAGGUGAUAUUUGAGGCUGGCUGGGACGAGCAGAAGGACAAACCCACUGCAAAAGCAGUCACUGGAGCUUCCACAAAUCUUGGUGGUCCUCAAUCUGGUCAUCCGAUGGUACCAAAUGGACAACCUGGCACUGUGAAGGCCUGGAUCGAGACCCGCGGUAUGGGCUUCAUCACUCCUGCGGAUGGACGUGAUGACGUAUUUGUCCAUCGCAGCAAUUUGGUUGAUGGCGACUCCCUGGUGGUGGGAGCACAAGUGAUCUUUGAGUUGGGCUUCGAUGCACAAAAGGGCAAACCGAUCGCCAAGGCCUGUGCUGGUGCCGUGCCAGGCCAGGGCGGACCUCCGCCGGGCAUGGCUUAUGGAGGCGGAGGCAUCCAGACCGGUGGUAAGGUCUGGUUUGCGGACAAAGGAUAUGGCGAUACUUCCGACAACUGCUUUGUCUCCGGGCUUCCGCUGGACAUCAACGAGACAAAACUUCAAGAAAUCUUUGGUGCUUAUGGCACAGUGGUGAGUUGCAAGGUCUUGCCGGGCGAAGGCAGGCCCGACAGAGCUGCCUUGGUGCGCUUUGGGUCCGCAGAUGAAGCAAAGUGGAUUGUGCAGAGAGUCAGUGGAGAAACCUUGGGUUUGCCUGGUCCCAUUAGUGUGAAGUUUGCGGCUUCGAAGAUGACACCAGGACAAGCUGGACCAGGUGGGAAAGGCUAUGGUGGCAAAGGCUUUGAUGGCAAAGGCUUUGAUGGCAAAGGUUAUGGUGGUAAAGGCUAUGGCGGCAAAGGUGGCGGCUGUGGCCCUGGCUACGGCGGUUGUCCUGGGAAUCAAUUCUCACUUCCUCCAGGGCGUGGGGUGCAAGCUGCACGACUUGGAACGGUGAGAGCUGUUCUGGGAAGCAGCCUGCUCGUAUCCCCAAGUGAGGGCGGCCUUGAUGUUUCCGUCCCGAGAGAAUUGCUGCUGGAUGGAGACCCACAGAUUGGUGGCUUGGUGUCAUUCAGCGCCAGCACUGGCGCAGAUUACGGCAGGGCUCCUCAAGGUGGCAUGAACAACAGGUUCUCACCCUACGGCGCUGGUGGGGGCAAUUUCAAUCCACAGAGAGCUAUAGCAGGUGGGCAGCAGUCCGGCGUUGUCAAGGCCUGGAUGGAAAACAGAGGUAUGGGCUUCAUUGCUCCAAGUGAUGGAAGUGCAGACCUAUUUGUACACAAUUGCUUAGCCGUGCCUUCGAACGAGCAAACAGCCAAGGAUCCGCAAAAGGGCAAGCCAAUCGCCAAAAAUGUCAUGGGGACAAGCAAACAAAGUGCCAUCCCACAUGUGUUCCGUGAGUACGAGCAAACAUGUGGCAGUGCUCUGGACAGUGUUGUGAAGAGGUUGGAAGGCAUUGGUAUUAGUCCCAUUCGGCGUCGCAGCGUCGCAGCGUCACGGCACCGCAAAGACACGAAGACGCGAGCAGCCCCCAGCGGCGUGGCAGCGUCGCAGCGUUGCAGCGUCGCGAAGAUGCGAGGAGACCCCAGCGACGUGGCAGCGUCGCAGCGUCAUAGCGUCGCGAAGACGCGAAGACGCCAAGACGCGAGGAGACCCCAGCGGCGUGGCAGCGUCGCAGCGUCGCGAAGUCGCGAAGACGCGAGGAGAUCCCAGCGGCGUGGCAGCGUCGCAGCGUCGCAGCGUCGCUACACCGCGAAGAACGAGAGCAGCCCCCUCAGCGGCGUCGCAGUGAUCACGGAGUCCCUCGGAGGCCAAAGUGCCAGCGCAGCCGUUGCCAGGAACAAGAGAUCAGGUACUGUCAAGGCAUGGAUUGAGGCGAGAGGUAUGGGUUUCAUUGCACCGGCCGAUGGCAGUGCGGAUGUCUUUGUGCAUCGUAGUGCAUUGGUGGACGGCAACGCUCUGGUGGUUGGAUCCAGUGUGAUUUUUGAGUCCGGUUGGGACGAUGCCAAGAGCAAACCGAUUGCCACCAAGUGUGGUGGAGCAGUGGGCGCAACCAAUGGCAGUGUACCUGGGUCUCCCACGCCAUUGCCCAAUGGACAACCGGGCACUGUUAAGGCUUGGAUAGAGAAUCGUGGUAUGGGCUUCAUUACUCCGGCAGAUGGCAGCCAGGAUGUCUUUGUCCAUCGGAGUAAUUUGGUUGAUGGAAAUAGUCUCGUCACCGGGGCAAAGGUGAUAUUUGAGGCUGGCUGGGACGAGCAGAAGGACAAACCCAUUGCAAAAGCAGUCACUGGAGCUUCCACAAAUCUUGGUGGUCCUCAAUCUGGUCACCCGAUGGUACCAAAUGGACAACCUGGCACUGUGAAGGCCUGGAUCGAGACCCGCGGUAUGGGCUUCAUCACUCCUGCGGAUGGACGUGAUGACGUAUUUGUCCAUCGCAGCAAUUUGGUUGAUGGCGACUCCCUGGUGGUGGGAGCACAAGUGAUCUUUGAGUCGGGCUUCGAUGCACAAAAGGGUAAACCGAUCGCCAAGGCCUGUGCUGGUGCCGUGCCAGGCCAGGGCGGACCUCCGCCGGGCAUGGCUUAUGGAGGCGGAGGCAUCCAGACCUGUGGUGGUACUAUUAAGGUCUGGUUUGCGGACAAAGGAUAUGGUUUUAUCACCUUGGACAACGGCAUGGGAGAUGCCUUUGCCGGAAGUGGUGCCAUGCCUCCUGGUAUGAUUCCGACAGAUGGUUUGCGUAUCACUUGCUCUGUGCAGUGGAACAACGAAAAGCAGAAGUACACAGCAGUUGAGAUCUUUGAUGCUUCGAAAGGGAAGGGCAAAGGUGGCGCGCCAGGCGAUACUUCCGACAACUGCUUUGUCUCCGGGCUUCCGCUGGACAUCAACGAGACAAAACUUCAAGAAAUCUUUGGUGCUUAUGGCACAGUGGUGAGUUGCAAGGUCUUGCCGGGCGAAGGCAGGCCCGACAGAGCUGCCUUGGUGCGCUUUGGGUCCGCAGAUGAAGCAAAGUGGAUUGUGGAGAGAGUCAGUGGAGAAACCUUGGGUUUGCCUGGUCCCAUUAGUGUGAAGUUUGCGGCUUCGAAGAUGACACCAGGACAAGCUGGACCAGGUGGGAAAGGCUAUGGUGGCAAAGGCUUUGAUGGCAAAGGCUUUGAUGGCAAAGGUUAUGGUGGCAAAGGCUAUGGCGGCAAAGGUGGCGGCUGUGGCCCUGGCUAUGGCGGUUGUCCUGGGAAUCAAUUCUCACUUCCUCCAGGGCGUGGGGUGCAAGCUGCACGACUUGGAACGGUGAGAGCUGUUCUGGGAAGCAGCCUGCUCGUAUCCCCAAGUGAGGGCGGCCUUGAUGUUUCCGUCCCGAGAGAAUUGCUGCUGGAUGGAGACCCACAGAUUGGUGGCUUGGUGUCAUUCAGCGCCAGCACUGGCGCAGAUUACGGCAGGGCUCCUCAAGGUGGCAUGAACAACAGGUUCUCACCCUACGGCGCUGGUGGGGGCAAUUUCAAUCCACAGAGAGCUAUAGCAGGUGGGCAGCAGUCCGGCGUUGUCAAGGCCUGGAUGGAAAACAGAGGUAUGGGCUUCAUUGCUCCAAGUGAUGGAAGUGCAGACCUAUUUGUACACAGAAGCUAUUUGCAAGAUGGAGGAUCACUUGCCCUUGGCUCACAAGUGACAUUCACGGCGGAAUUUGAUCCGCAAAAGGGCAAGCCAAUCGCCAAAAAUGUCAUGGGUGCCAUACCUCAGCCGCCUCAAUAGGACGAACCUUGGUUGCACAGAAGUUGCAGAACAUGUUGAAACCUCGCGUACCUGCGCCCGGCUCUACUCUACUUUUCGCAUUCAUGCGUGUAAAUUGCACUCGCCAAGAAAGAGAGAGAGAGAGAGAGUGAACAGCACCGUCAAGACCUGUCGCAAACAGAAAACGAUAUUUGCCCGGCGUUGUAUAACUUGGCCAUAAUUUUGGAAAAUUGCAGGUUUAUGAAGCCAGGUUGGGUGUUGGACUGGACAUUGGUUGAUAGGGUGUGAGACAUUGGAUCCAUGACCCAUCAUAUCCCGUGGUUGAUGCUUUGUGCCUGUGCACCUUUCGUAUCCUUUCGUCCUUGUUUGGCUGUUAUUCUUUGCCAUUUGUGCUUGGCAGGUAACCUGCCAGACUAACAAGCUGGGUAUCAUCGGACAAAAA
This is a messenger RNA of Cladocopium goreaui, 4471 nucleotides long. NCBI's taxonomy places the organism in Eukaryota, Dinophyceae, Suessiales, Symbiodiniaceae. The record is from the annotation of a GenBank genome assembly.